AUGUCUGGGUGUGAUCUUGGCUGUACCAAACAGUGUUCAUCAGUGCUCAAUAUGUUUACAUUGUGCAUGUCUCGGGGGCAUCCUCCCUUACAAAACACACGACUGGAAAACAAUGUUGCCAACAAACAAGUAAAAGGCGGAUACCUCCUUCGAUAUAAACGAGGGUUAUUUUGUAAUAGUUGGUGUGAGGAAUGGUUCGUUUUGUAUGAGGAUUCGACGUUGGCGUGGUUUAAAGACAAAGGAUUGGGUCGGGCCAAAGGCCACUUGCGUAUCAGUGAAUGUCCAGAUUUGUUAGCUGUGGGCGAAUGGACGCGUCAAGUGCCCAAAAGGCCCCCAUUUCCGCGCAAUUACCAUGUGGGACAGCUCCUCGCUGUUGGUACAAGAAUGUCCCAUGAUGUGCAUUGGCUCAUGGCACAAUCCGCAGCCGAAGUCAAUGACUGGAUGACUGCGAUCAGCAACACGUUACCACCACCACCAAACUUACCACCAAUCAAAAAACAACGUUUCACGUUCCAAAAAACAAACAAUUGCUACAAAUGCAACUCGCUGAAAAACGAAGCUGAUUACGCCAUGAUUUCGGGGGUUGCUAUCGAUUGGGGCCAUGGGUGGGGCUGGGGUGCACACACCGCCUGUGUGUCCGAAACUGCAACUGCUCUCGAAGCUGCUGUCAAUUCGGCCAUUCAUUGUCACGCAUUGGGCGAUUUCGGUGUUAGUGGAAUGGACGAAGUUGAUUGUAGUGCAUUUGGGGACUUUAUUUUUUAAAAACUAAAAAAAAAACGUAACAAUUCUAAACUAGGGUGGCAAAUCGCUCAAUAUUUUAUAGAAAACUGACAAGCUACGAAUUGGAUGUUGCUAAGUAACGAACAUUAACAAACUGUGUGUGUUGUUCGUUACCAAGAAACCACAACUAUUAAUUAGUCGUGUUACUUAGCAACACCAAUUUGGAACAAAUACUAUAUACAUUUUCAUUUCCGUCCAUAGAAAUUUAUAAUUUGCAAAUUAAACUAAAUGGAUUAUCCCAACAAAGCUAUUUCUAAAGAUGCAACUGUCAUUCCUUCACAUAAGCAAUAAAAUUCUCUUUAGAGACAUUCUAAAUCUCGUUUCCAUUAAAUGUAAUGAUAAACUGUCAUAUCCAUUUAUUAAUACUUCUCCUAUUGAAUGUAUGUAUUGUAUAAUUUAUACAAAAAAACAACUCCAUGAUUAAAGGUGCUCUAAACCGUAAGAUUUGCUUAUAGUUGUUGUUAUUGUAAAUGUUUUGUAGAUAAAUGUAAGAAUAUUUUUGUUAGGUUAGAACUCGAAAAUUAGACUGAUGUGGUAACAAAAGAAUAUUUCUACAUGUAAAAAUGUAAUCAAGUGAGUAGUUGUCAAGUGUCGUAGUCAAGGGGGCUCUGAAAAUUUUAUGACACAUGUCACUUAUCUGUCAAAUUUAUAAUUUUUUUGACAUUUUAUUAAACGUAACAUGGAAUUUUCACAGCACUCUUAUUCAAACAGAAAUAUAGUUACUAUACAGAAUGAAUAUAAAGUAUGGCACCAAGCGGUUUUUAAUUUGUCUUCAGAAAAUAAUAAUUAAUAUAUUUUGAGAACGAAAUUUUGUCUUGUUUUUGAGUUAUGCCAUUUUUUUUAGUCAAAAUUG
Messenger RNA from Tribolium madens (black flour beetle), 1633 nucleotides. RefSeq lists its product as uncharacterized. Gene Ontology annotation, biological process: regulation of cell differentiation. Gene Ontology annotation, cellular component: membrane. Lineage: Eukaryota; Metazoa; Arthropoda; Insecta; Coleoptera; Tenebrionidae. The record is from RefSeq and is a predicted model, not a curated record.